This is a messenger RNA of Didymodactylos carnosus, 328 nucleotides long. The record is from the annotation of a GenBank genome assembly. NCBI's taxonomy places the organism in Eukaryota, Metazoa, Rotifera, Eurotatoria, Philodinida, Philodinidae.
UUAUUUCGUAAAUUUAAUCCUAUUUGCAUUUCUACCAAUUAUUUUACCAAUUUAUUUCGGUUUUAAAAUAUUUAAAAAUGGUCGCCAACGAACUGUUCCUCGUCGUAUAUCUGUCAUUAGUAAACGGGGUGUUGAUAUUCGUCAACGUAUUGAAAAACAAGUGACAACAAUGUUACUAUUACAAAUAUGUGUUGAAUGUUUAACCACUAUACCACUUACAGUACAAAUAAUCUACUCAAAUAUUACGAUGGAUAUAGAAACGGAGGUAUUACGUUUAACAAAAGAAAAUAUAUGUGCAACAAUUACUCGUGUUAAUGAAACUCGAUAG